This is a messenger RNA of Porites lobata, 2786 nucleotides long. NCBI's taxonomy places the organism in Eukaryota, Metazoa, Cnidaria, Anthozoa, Scleractinia, Poritidae. The record is from the annotation of a GenBank genome assembly.
GAAAAAUCUUCAUCCAGUGUUAAGUUACCCAACAUAGAGAAAACAAGUGCCAGGGGUGGAAACAGUGAAAAUGAAAGGUUUAAAGCAAGAAACUGGAAAGUGUUAAGUAAAAAGGAGAUACAGAAGCUGCCACCACAACAAAGAAGCAAAUACCUGGCAGUAAGAGAUAUUUUUUAUACUUAACAAACACAGCAAGACCUAAUAAACCAUUUCAAUUUUUAAACUAAAAAUCGGCAGGGGUGACAACUAGUCUUUCAAUAUACAGCUUUCACAUCAUUAGUUUUACAUGAAUCAUGCUCAAGUAGACUAGCUAUCAUUCUGUCCAGCAUGACAUUGGUGUGAAGCUGUUAUAUACAAAAGAACAUUUACAAAGAGUUGCUCAACCAGUUCCAUUGUUGUUUUUCCCCUGCAAAGAUGUUCUUCCUUUGCAGGGAAAAAUUAUUGUUUUACAAGACAAAAAACAUCUGCAAGCAGAGGUAUUUAUGAAAUUAAGGGUAACAAAUCAAUGAUUAAUUCCUUGCCAAAGUAUUUUUUAAACUAAUGUUUAGCAACUGUGUCUCUGUCAUAUUUUGUAUUUCAGUAUGAACCAGCUCCUAAAGUAUGCAGUGAAGCUAUGUCAGCUGCAAGAAAAAGACUGAAGGAGUUAGACAAAUCACAAAAAAAGUAGGUGUAAAAUUUUAAAGUGUUAAAAUUUUCCUCUACCCCUAAAAGGGUUUACAGGAGAAACGAAACAAACAUUGCAAAGAAUAAAGCAAGUUCAAGUUCCCAACUGAUAGGGUUACCAUCUUUCUACAAAUUAAAAGUAUCUUUUAUAGUUUGCUCUGUUAAAGCACCAAUUAAAUUUGUAGCACACUCUGGAAAUAUGGUUUUAUGUCCACCACAACUUAAUUUACUGUGUUUCGAAUGGUUCGAAACGGUCUUUAAUUUGUUCUUGAGAGUGGGAAGGAGGACUGGAGUUGAACUUGAAAUGGUCCAAACACUUUAGCUGCUAUGGUGACCAGAACAAGGGCUUAGCCUAGAGUGACUCCAUGUAUGCCUGGUGCCCAAGACAACUCAGUUACUUCCUACCUCUUCUAGCCUCCUAUGCAGACAUACUUAGGGUUCGUCACGCGUUCCUGAUGAACCCCUAAGAACGUCUGCGUGGGAGGCUAUGUCUUUUCAUGUUAUUUUGUCAUUUUUGCCUUUGACUGCAAGACUUUAGUGAAAAAUAACUUGUUAAUUUGUUCCUUGCAUUGUAAAGACAUCACAAGCCACCACCCACGGAAGAGGUCGUUGAGAAUGAAAAACACAUCAAGAUAAUAGGACAGUUAAAGUAAGUAAGAAGCAUAAGUGUUCUUACAAACCAUGCAUGCUUAACAGUGAAAUGUUUCCGUCAAAAAAAUUAGAAACACACAAAAAUUCAUGCAACUCUGACUGGUGAAAUCAAAUCCUGUCUGAUUGUCCUUAUGGCACAUCCUUGAAGAAUUCUUUUCAGAUCUGUUGCCAUGUUAGCAAAAAAUUUUCUACCAGUUUGGAGCCUAGUAAAAGCCCACCUCAAGAGUUUGUUGAGUCAUUAAAUUUGACUCUGGUGGGCCGGGAAUACAAUACAUAAGGUUUUUGAGAAAUUGUAUGAUCUUCCUACAAUGGCGUACAGUUUCCUUUUUGAUAUUUGAACUGUGAUUUGCUUACAUCAACAGGGCAGCUGAAGCAAGAAACAGAAUCAGGCUCACAAGACUAAGAUACCAAAACAACCGGGUAAGAUCGCGGCAAAAAAGGAGUCUUUCAUAACCUAGUCAUUAUUCAUAUUGACUGGUUCUGCAAAUAAUGGAGAGACCUUCUGGUCAUUUCAGGAUGGGUACAAAAAAACCAUUAAUAACUGAUUCUAAAUCAUCUCAUAACAACAACGACAACAACACUUUAUUUCACCCCAUAAUAUACAAGAAAUAAAAAUUUAUAACAAUGGUGCAAAAUCUCAUCUCAUCUUGCAAAUCUCAUGGUGCAAGCUUUCAUUGAUCUUACUCUCAGGUGGGACGACUAAAAGAACCCAUAGCAACAUACAUGUAAACACCUCUGGCAUUUUAAGUAUCAAGUACACUGUAUCAAUAGAAAUUAGAAACAAAGAAUUCAACACACUAUAGAACCUAGGAAAACAAAAGGUGCAAAACAAAAAAAACGCUGAUAGGUCCUGCAUGAAGGUGUUAAACCCUGAAAUAUGCAAACAUGGUAUCUCAAAACCUGUGCAAAAAUUUACUUUUUUAUUUACCAUAAAUCCUCUAGGGGGCUUAUUUUUUUCCAAGCACUUUUUGGGGUGGGGGCUUAAAAGAGAGGGGGGCUUAUUUAAUUUAGUGAAACGCAUCAACGGGAGCAAGGUUUCUCAAGGACUGACUUUUUGUUCCCGGGCAUUAUACUGCUUUUUCUAAGAAUUCGAAAAUUUUAACAAUUCUCCACUGAGAACUGGAGCGUAAAGUUGAAAAAGUGAAGCACAUAAAGUUGGAAGUCAUGCAGCCGAAGACCAAAAACAAUAUAAAUUUCCAGCCUGAAUAAACCAUAACUGAUCAGUCCACGUUUAUUGGUUCUGAAGAAUAAGGAUGGAGGAGAGGGAAAGGGGUUUUUUUAAAUUUCCUCCUCUGAAAAGGGGGGCUUAUUUGAGAGGGGGGGAUUUACGGUAUUAAUUUAUUUUUCAGAGUUCAGAAGUUACCCACUUGAUUUCUUGCCAGCCGACAGCCCUCAAAGCAGUUCGACUGCAGAGUUUGGUCCCACCCGGCCCUGACAAGAUCUAUAUAAGGGAUCUGCUGGUUAAAAAUGAG